Gadus chalcogrammus (walleye pollock) is the source of this 5540-nucleotide messenger RNA. RefSeq names its product carotenoid-cleaving dioxygenase, mitochondrial-like. Gene Ontology annotation, cellular component: mitochondrion. The transcript has 12 exons. The coding region runs from base 91 to 1764 and encodes 557 amino acids. Gene Ontology annotation, molecular function: carotenoid dioxygenase activity; beta-carotene 15,15'-dioxygenase activity. Gene Ontology annotation, biological process: retinal metabolic process; carotene catabolic process. The record is from RefSeq and is a predicted model, not a curated record. Lineage: Eukaryota; Metazoa; Chordata; Actinopteri; Gadiformes; Gadidae.
CGCGUAGGAUCUACUGCGCAGCAACAACAUAGAACUGUCAUGCGUUCGUAAGUCAUCGGAAGGGUUUUGUUUGUUCGACGCAGUAUCAUCAUGGCACCUGUGAAGAUGGACGGUCCAGCAGAUGACACCAUGCUGUCCGACGGCGUCGGGGAGGAGCAGAGGGCCUCGGGGGUGCUUAAGGGCCUGGAGUGCAUCGCCCCCCUGGUGCGCUCCGUGGAGGAGACCCUAGAGCCCAUCCCCACCGCCGUGCAGGGGACCAUCCCCUCUUGGAUCCGCGGCAACCUGCUCCGCAAUGGGCCCGGAAAGUUUGAGUUUGGGAACACGCACUAUAACCACUGGUUUGACGGCAUGGCGUUACUGCAUCAGUUCAAGAUCCAGGAGGGAGAGGUGACCUACCGCAGUCGCUUCCUGCAGAGCGACUCCUACAGGAAGAACAGCGAGAAGGACCGCAUCAUGGUGUCCGAGUUCGGGACGCUGGCCCUCCCCGACCCCUGUCAAAACUUCUUCCAGCGCUUUCUCUCCCGCUUUGAGAUGAUCAAGCCCACGGACAAUGCAAGUGUGAGCUUUGUGAAAUACAAGGGAGACUACUACGUCAGCACUGAGACCAACUUGAUGCACAAAGUGGAUCCAGAAACCCUAGCGUCGAUAGAAAAGGUCGACUGGAGUAAGUUUGUGGCUGUGAACGGGGCCACGGCCCACCCCCACUGCGACCCUGAUGGGACGGUGUACAACAUGGGCAACUCGUACGGCAGCAAAGGUGCGCUGUACAACAUCGUGCGGGUCCCUCCAGAGAAGAAGGACUCCACUGACUCGCUUCAGGGAGCCACAGUGCUGUGCUCCAUCAUGCCUGCCAACAAGUCCCACCCCUCCUACUACCACAGCUUCGCGAUGUCCGAGAAUUACGUGGUUUUCAUCGAGCAGCCCAUCAAGAUGGACCUGCUGAAGAUCGUGACCUGUAAGCUGAGAGGGAAGGGGCUGAGCGAAGGCAUCUACUGGGACCCCAAGCAGGACACCGUGUUCCAUCUGGUGGACAAGAAGACAGGCCAGGCGAGCUCGGUGAGGUACCACACCAAGGCCAUCUCCACCUUCCAUCAGAUCAACGCCUUCGAGGAAGACGGCUUCCUCAUGCUGGACAUGUGCUGCUCAGAGGACGGCCAGGCCAUCAACAACUACCUCAUCCAGAACCUCCGCAAGUCUGGAGACGCCCUCGACCAGGUCUAUAACGAGAUGACCAGGGUGUUCCCCAGGCGCUUUGUCCUGCCGCUGGGUGUCACCAGCGACACCCCGAGUAACCAGAACCUCAACACCAGACCCGACAGCCUGGCCACCUGUUUAAAGACCGGCCAGGACAAGGUGUUGUGCCAGCACGAGGAUCUCCAUGGCGACGAUCUCCUUGACUACGGAGGCCUGGAGUUCCCUCAGAUCAACUAUGGGCAGAACAACACGCGGCCGUACCGCUACUUCUACGGCUGUGGCUUCAGACACCUGGUGGGGGACUCCCUGCUGAAGAUGGACCUCAAGGACAAGUCCCUCAAGGUGUGGCAGCAGCAGGGCUUCUACCCGUCUGAGCCGGUGUUCGUGCCCUCGCCCGACGCUGUGGACGAAGACCAAGGAGUCAUCCUCUCUGUGGUGCUCACACCCUCACAGGAUAAAGGAACCUUCCUCCUUGUCUUGGAUGCCCAAACAUUCGAGGAGCUUGGAAGAGCUAAUGUGCCGGUCAACAUUCCCUACGGAUUCCACGGAACCUUUAACCCAACCGCCUAAACAUAUCGGUCUAAACCCGCCCUGACCAACGUCCAGGGGGACAGUGUUCUCAUCACAGCUCUCCCAGGGUGGGACUCUGGGACAGGGCCAACCCAGGGGUAGGACAGAGAAGGUAUUAACAUAAAAUGAAUCAACUAAUUUUGAACCAAUAUUGUCAUAUUUAGAUUGACAGGACAAUUUUCCUAUUGUGAUUCCUAGUCAAGUUUAGUCUGAAUUGUGUGAACUGCCUUACAAAGUACACAAUUUGAGAUUUCAAAUAGGUUGAUAUGAAAGAUCUGAGUGAUAUCAGAGCUCGGUACUAUACACAUUUAUCAGGCAUCAUACCUAAAUGUAGGUACGAUUAGAGAAUGGUUAAGAGUGAGCUACAAACAACCCCAAAUCUCCCUCCAUCUGUGCUCCCUCCCUGUGCAGGUGUUUUUGUAUUGAUAAGUGUUGCAUUUCAAGCAUCUGUGAUUGACAAGCAAGGUGUUUGCUAUUGAAUAUGUGAAUUCAUGUUCAAAGUGAUAUGUUCCAUGGCUCAGACAGAGGCUGCUUUAGCUGAGCACCAUGAUCUAAGCCAUCUCUGAAGGCUGAUUUUACAUAAUGGCUUUAUAUUCUUGAAUGAUUGUAAUCAUCUCUGUAAUGAUAUACAUACAUCAAACAUAUACGUUAUUAGUUGUAUACAGUAUAUCUUGUAACCACUAGGUACAAUAGGGAUAUUCUUUUGACUGCUUGGAGGUACUGUGACUCUCAGAAGGCUAUUUCCAGUAUAAGAAUAGGACAAAAUCAGGUCAGUUGCUCUUUUUAUGUGACACAUCCACCAAAGUUGCCUCAUUGGCUACAAUUGGCCCCGAGAUAUCCAUCUGACUCCAACCAAGACUUCCCAUUGGAUACAUGAUAGUGUCACACACAGACAGGGGAACCUGCCAAUAACCUUUCAAAAGGUCAAACUUAGUCACAUAAACGGCAGACCCCACCUGAUCUAUACAGUCUUCCAUGCGGGGAAGAGGAAACACAUCUGGCUUCGUAACGUUAACUUUACGAAAAUCAGUACAUGGCCUAAAAGUUGUGUCCGGCUUACUGACCAACAGACAUGGCGAUGCCCAACUUCCACUCCCAACUUCUAGCAUACCGACCAACUCAUCUGCAUACCGACCAACUCAUCUCCAUACCAACCAACUCGAUCUCCAUACCAACCAACUCGAUCUCCAUACCAACCAACUCAUCUCCAUACCAACCAAUUCAUCGCCAUACCAACCAACUCUACUACCAGACAAAGCUCUUCACAAUACCUGGUGUCUAGGACAAUCAUUUUUCCAGUGCCCUCGCUCAUGGCAGUAAUUCCAGCAACCCUGCCAUCAAACUUCCCUUAACAGACUCCUUUAGAUUUUUAUCCAAUAUCUCAAUCUCAUAUUUCUCAGCAAUUAGCAGUAAUUGGUCUUUAGUACACUGAUCCAGUAGUGCUACUGACGGUGAGACAACAAAUGUAUCCACUGUAGAUGCCAUACCUGGACUACCUACACUCACAAAAUAGAAUAGGAGAAAGAAAAAAAAAAAAAACAAUAUCAGCUGGAACCACUAACAAAGUCUGGGACAGCCAAACCAAAAUGGAACCUCCCCAGCCCUGACUAACUAAGACAUUAGCGACCCCAUAACUACCUUAACUCCAUCCCUAGUCUUCGUGCCGCUACUGAUGGGGGGUAUUUAUGCACUUUAGCCCACCGGGAAGAAAAAGGCAACUGGCAAUCAGCGACCCUCUCUUACACCGGGGAUGUGCUCCCGAGACAACCGCUCUACCCACUUUUGCAGCCACACUAAAAUUCCCCAAGACCAGUCCCCCUAUUGGAAACCAGUCUUCUUAGCCUCACAGGGGAUUCAUGGUUCCAUACCACAUUACAAGACUGUCCCCAAUAACCAAACUCAAAGUUCCAACCUUGAUUUUAUUGACUACCACCAAAACACUAACCUUUAAGCAAAAAAACAAAACAUAGGACACAAUGCUCUACUACUUCCAAACUCCACCGACCAAAUCCCUCCUAAAACUGAAAUCCAAAAGACAAAAGUCACAUGUGGAACUCCCAACACUGGCAGCUACUGACUUGGCUUCAACAGGUGCUACCAAUAAGCCAAUCAAUCCUUUGAAACCAAACAACUAAUGCAAAACUACAAUUCCUAACAGGAACACAAAGCAAAUGCCAGCACACAAACCAUAUUCAGACCAUCCAGGCUGAAUUUGACCAAAUGACCCUUAACAAACUAAACAAUUGGACGUGCCUCCAUUUUGUCACACACCGGGUCAGGUAGUGGCAAAACAAAGGGAGUCCACACAUGACAUAAAGAGAAACUAGUUUAUUAGUAACCCGUUUUUACUCGUUAAAGUAAACAUAAGCAAUUAUAUUUAAACAAAAGGAUGAUACUUAAAACCACAUGGCGGGUGGAAGACGGAGCCCAGCCUAGAAGCAGCAAAAGAGAGACUCAACACAUGGCUACCCAGCCCUUAAAUCUCUGGAUCCCUAGGAUCCACAGGUGUGGCCAAUUGGCCUGACGCCCUUUCCCAAUCUCCACCCACAACCAAUAGGCAGAGAGAGGGGCAGGGCGUCACAAUAGGCGUAGCUGCUGCAGGACCCUUAGCCAAUCCACACACCCAAGUGCCUGAGGAAUACAGGCAAUUGUUUAUAUGCACUUGAAUCUAACUGGGGUUCAGCCAAAUCAACAACUUUUUCAUAUUCAUAUUUUUUUAUGAAUUUUUUGUAUCCACUGUAUGAUUGAAUAUUGUGUUUAAACGACUUAUAUCAUUUACUGAGAACUGCAUGCAUGGAAUAAAAAUAUCAUAUUCUCAUGUUUGGAAGUUUUAAUGUGGAAAUCUUGUUUUCAAACAGCUAAUUAAUUAAAAUGUCUUUCAAUUCACAGUCAAAAGUCCAUGUGGCAUUUGCCAUUUCCAUUUGAAACGGUUUAUAAUGUAAUUCUUAAUGCACUAUAAUCGAUGGAGUCUUUCCUUUUGGGCAUUUGUGGUGUUUUUUUUUGUUGUUGUUUUUUAAUGAUUUAUAUUGCAGAGUAGAAUCAACUGAAUUGAAUUGCUUGGGGUGGCUGACUGCAGGGUUAAGCAUUAUCCCGAUAUAACGAGCGGCUAAUUAAUUAAAAUGUCUUUCAAUUCACAGUCAAAAGUCCAUGUGGCAUUUGCCAUUUCCAUUUGCAACGGUUAAUAGUGUAAUUCUUAAAAACCAAAAUGAUUUUGUGGAAAAAAUACUAAAUUAAUCAAUGUGUGUUGUUAAACUUUAUGGACAAUAUACCAUCUCUUAAGAAUAUAUUCUUAAACAUACCUAUAAUACUAUAUCGAAACAUGGAACAGAAUGAUAAUGAUUGAAAGAUAAUCAUUAACUAACUAAAAGUGAAAUAUUUUUUCUUUGAAAAUAGUUCUUCCUCAAAAAUAAUUGCACUGCGGUGCAUGCUGUUGCCUGUAACUGCCACGCAAGGGCGCUCUAUCACUUGCUAUGACCCGACGCUUCAUGAGCACGCACUGUCUGCACAGCAAAACCGUCUCAAUAGCUUAAACUUGAUUAUUCACGGUUAUUUUCAAACUUUUAAAUAUUGCACCCGUGAGCAAAAACACUGACGAUCUUUUUCAUCAUAAGUAUUCAUAUAGGCUACAUCUUAUGUUUCGAAUCAGAGCAGAGGGCCAGUCACUUGAUAAAGCAGUGCCAGGAUUCAGUCCUCCUCCCCGAGGCAUCCCCGCUGUGAACAGCGUACGUGUGUGUGUGUGUGUGUGUGUGUGUGUGUGUGUGUGUGUGUGUGUGUGU